This is a messenger RNA of Lactuca virosa, 1539 nucleotides long. Lineage: Eukaryota; Viridiplantae; Streptophyta; Magnoliopsida; Asterales; Asteraceae. The record is from the annotation of a GenBank genome assembly.
AUGGCGUCUUUUCCAUCGUAUCCAUCUUCUUCGUCUUCUGCACCAACUAGAAGAUGGAUAUAUGAUGUGUUUCUAAGCUUUAGGGGGGAAGACACUCGCAACAACUUUGUAGAUCAUCUAUAUGCGGCUCUUGAUCAAAGAGGAAUACAUGUGUUCAAAGACGAUAAGGCGCUUCACAAAGGGAAACUAAUAUCUCGAGAGCUGCUGGAAGCCAUUGAAGAAUCGAGACCGAGAUCAGACCGGACAGAUGGUGUUACCGGUGUUUUAUCAUGUAGAUCCAUCCCAUGUUCGUAUCGUGGACAUAAAAGAGACUUCCAUACUGCCUUCCAGCAACACGAUGACAAGUUUAGGGGAGAGAUAGAUAAAGUGAACAAGUGGAGGAAAGCUUUAGCUGCAGCUGCCGGUCUAUCUGGCUGGCAUGUCUCGGAAACAGGCAAUGGGGGUGAAUCUGCCAUCAUCACCGAGAUUGUUGAAAAGAUCUUAGAGCAACAGAAGAGGUGCGCAUGGUUGGGAUAUUGGGAAUGGGAGGAAUUGCUAGACAUUGCAUGCUUCUUCAAGGGUAAAGAUGAAGAACAUGUAACUACAGUACUCGAUAGUUUUGGUUUUGACCCGGUGAUAGGGAUUAGUGUUCUUAUUGAAAAAUCUCUUAUAACCGUUUCAAAUAAAAGGCUAGACAUGCAUGAUCUCAUACAGGAAAUGGGUUUCCAUAUAGUUCGCGAGAGUUUCCCAAAUAGCAGGCUAUGGCAACUUCAACAAAUCCAUGAAUGCAUCAAGGGAAACAAGAAUCCACAAGCAAUUGAAGCCAUAAAGUUGAUGGAUAAUGAAUACCAUGUUGAUGACAUCCAUGCAAACUUAGGUUUAAGUGCGGAAGUUUUUGCACGCAUGAUAAAUCUUCGGUUACUCUAUAUUGACCGGAAAUUCACUUCUACCCAACCUACAUUUCUCCCUGAUGAGCUGCGAUGGCUUUGUUGGAAUGAAUACCCAUUCUUGUUUCUUCCAUUAGCAAAUAUGUGUAAGCUUGCUGGCUUGGAAAUGGCCUAUGGAGAUAUUAAACAUUUAUGGAAGGGGCGAAAGAUUCUUCCACACUUGAAAUUCAUUCACCUCAAAAGCUUGUAUAGCCUCAAAUCUCUUCCAGAUGUCUCUGGGGCCCCAAAUAUAGAGAGGUUAAUUGUGUCCGAUUGUGAUAAUUUGGUUGAGGUUCACGAGUCUCUUGGUUCUCAUGGAGGGCUGGUUUACUUGGACAUGAGUGGUUGCAAUCUUGUCGAACGUCUCCCAUCUAGGCUUGAGAUGGAAUCCUUGGAGACACUAAUUCUCUCUGGAUGCUCUAGACUUGAAAUAUUACCUGAAUUCUCCCCAUGUAUGGUUAAACUAUCACAAAUAAACCUUUAUUCUUGUUCUAGAAUAAAGAAACUGCCAUCGUCAAUAAGACAUUUGUCUAGCCUAAGCAUCUUAAAUCUCACGAACUGUUAUAAUCUUGAGAGCAUACCAAACUCUAUAUGUGAGUUAAAAUUUCUUCGGUGCCUGUAUCUUCACAACUAG